This is a messenger RNA of Conger conger (European conger), 336 nucleotides long. RefSeq names its product mitochondrial import inner membrane translocase subunit Tim17-A-like. Gene Ontology annotation, cellular component: mitochondrial inner membrane; TIM23 mitochondrial import inner membrane translocase complex. Lineage: Eukaryota; Metazoa; Chordata; Actinopteri; Anguilliformes; Congridae. Gene Ontology annotation, molecular function: transmembrane protein transporter activity. The record is from RefSeq and is a predicted model, not a curated record. Bases 1 to 336 code for a protein of 111 amino acids. Gene Ontology annotation, biological process: protein import into mitochondrial matrix. The transcript has 4 exons.
AUGGCCGUGGUCUUAGAGGCCCAUGGCAGCUUCGCGAUGUGGGGAGGCCUGUUCUCCCUGAUCGACUGCAGGCUGGUGAAGGUGCGCGGGAAGGAGGACCCCUGGAACUCCAUCACCAGCGGAGCCAUGACCGGCGCCAUCCUCGCUGCCAGAAAUGGGCCCAUUGCCAUGGUGGGCUCGGCGGCGAUGGGCGGAAUCCUGCUGGCGCUGAUCGAGGGUGCAGGCAUCCUGCUCACCAGAUUCGCCUCCUCACAGUUCCCCACCGGGGCCCAGUUUGCAGAGGAGCCCGCCCCGAUGCCGGCCCCCCCCUUCGGAGAAUACAGUCAGUAUCAGUGA